AUGCGAGACGGGUCCAGGCCCGGCCCUAGUGGUGCCCAGUCCAGCCAUGGCUUCGAAAAUGAGGAAGGUUCUAUACCAGAGGACUCAAGUUUCGAAGAGCUAGCCUCCCUGAGGAGUCUCCUACACUUCCCGGAGGAGGUUGCGUUGCGACUCACAGACACCGAGUACCAAUUAUUUUAUCAAACGAGGGGUCGGUGGUCGCCCUGGGUAGAGUGUGCGCGGACAGCGAUGGGCCAUCUCCCUUUCCCACACCAGCCAGACCGAAGUGUGGCGAUCGCGAGAAGCGGAGUCGGCCGGGCCGUCUUGAUCGUAACGCGCGAUGGUGGUCGGUGUAGGCACUUCGCCUUCGCAGAAACCGAACUCCCGUAUUUACACGGUGCAGAAACCUCGGCUCCGACGAGCUGUUACUUGGAGUCCGAGGGGGCCCCGUAG
This is a messenger RNA of Diatraea saccharalis (sugarcane borer), 432 nucleotides long. The record is from the annotation of a GenBank genome assembly. NCBI's taxonomy places the organism in Eukaryota, Metazoa, Arthropoda, Insecta, Lepidoptera, Crambidae.